CAACCAUCUAUAUUUUAGUAUAACUGGAAUGGAAUUACCCAAGAUGGAAAAUAAUAUAAGUUUAUCUGGAGAUAUAGCAUACAUCAAAUACCAACAUCCUGGUGGUGAUUCUCCAGAAGUCCCAAGGCCAGUGAAGCAAUUUGUAAAGGAAGAUAUUUUACCACAGAGUAAGGAGAAAACAAUUGCUCGAGAGGCUUCAUCAAAAUUUGAAAGGGUUCCAUCACAUGUAAGAAGAACAAGAUCUUCUCCAUCAUAUGGUAGACGUCCAAGACGUGGACCAUCACACAGAAGACGCCAACACAUGGUAAAUGUUAUUGAAGAUUCAGGUCCAUUUGCAGACAAAGCCGUUCGCAGAACCUUUCUUUGGAAAUUAUAUCUCAUGUUGGCAUUUCAACUGGGUUAUACUGAUGCUAUAAUAUGUAUGUUCAUCUACUGGAAGUACCUUAAAAUAUGGGUUCGGAGAAGACCAUGGUUUUGCUAUUCUCUCUUACCAGCAAUCCUGCUAAUUGUUAUUGCCUUAGCGUGCUGUGAUCAAGCCCGAAGAAAAUUUCCUUUGAAUGUCAUUUUAUUAGCAUUAUUUACAAUCCUUAUGGGUACAUGGCUUGGAUCCAUUGAUGCUUUCUUCGAUGCAGACACUUUGAUGUGGACUGUUGGUUCUACUUCAUUAGUGACAUUGGGACUGUAUUUUUUUGCUCUUCAGACAAAAUGGCAACUUACCAUCACAAAUGGAAUAUUGCUAGUCCUGUUGUUUUCAUUAACCAUUACUGGAGUUCUUUGUAUCUUCAUGCAAUCACAAGUUAAGGAAGAAUGCAACUAUAAUCAUUUUAGUUUUUAUACUGUAAUUAUGGUUGCAAAUACUUUUAAUUCUGCUAAAUCAGCCUUUGGUUUUCCAAAUUCAGCUGAGCUCAAUCAUGUGGAGUUUCCUGGUACAGUGUUGACAGAAGUAUUUUAUUCUGGUGUUGGAACACUUCUUUUUGGCAUAUACCUAUUGGUCGACACACAACUAAUGCUGGGAAAGAAGCAUCAUUAUCGCCUGAAUCCAGAUGAAUAUGUAUUUGCAGUAUUGAAUGUCUACAUUGAUAUUCUCAAUCUGUUUUUAUUUAUUUUGAGAUUUGUUGGUUUCAUGAAGUGAACAGUAUGCUAUGUAGAUUGAAUAAAGAAGAUUAUACAAAAGUAAUGGUUUCAAGAGAACUUCCAGACAGAAAAAAAAUAGAACUUAUGAAACAUUUAUAGAAUUUAUGCCAUAAUAACACUACAAAAAUUUGAACCGAACAAAUAUAAUUCACAUAGAGUUAGUCCUUGGUUGAUUACCAUUUAUUCAGCUAGUCCCCAAAGUUAUGGCUGAUGCAGCAGUAACAUGAUACAAAUUCAGCCAUUUAACAACCUCUACAUGUUUACAACUUCAGGGGCAUUUCAGCUCUCCCACCCAUCUCUCCUCCUUAGUCUUUUUUUACUAUCCUGCUCAAUGGCACUUCUUGCUGGUGCUGGCAGGGGUGGGGAUGAAUUGAGUUUUGCA
This is a messenger RNA of Protobothrops mucrosquamatus (brown spotted pit viper), 1516 nucleotides long. RefSeq names its product protein lifeguard 1-like. The transcript has 11 exons. NCBI's taxonomy places the organism in Eukaryota, Metazoa, Chordata, Lepidosauria, Squamata, Viperidae. Gene Ontology annotation, cellular component: membrane. The coding region runs from base 29 to 1132 and encodes 367 amino acids. The record is from RefSeq and is a predicted model, not a curated record.